AUGCCCGCCAGCAGCCCCAAGAGUCAGAGGUCGGCGCCUCGAUCGCCGACUAGUCAAAGGAGUGUUCCUAAUGCUACGCAAACAAUCGAAGUCGAUACUGUGCCUGAAGAAGACGAGGAUGACAUUGACCCAGGACUAGGAGCUGAUGCCGAAAGCUCCACGGCUUCUAUCACUUCCAGCAUCCUGCACUAUCGUACUAUCAAUGGCAGAACCUACCACAGCGAAAGGGGAAAUGCGGCUUACUGGGGUUCAAACGAUGAACGCCAGAGCGAGGCCAUGGACAUUGCGCACCACAUGUUUACGCUUGCGCAAGACGGCGAACUGCAUUUGGCUCCACUAGAGAAGGACAUUCAGAAGGCUCUGGAUAUUGGCUGCGGAACAGGAAUUUGGGCCAUUGACUUUGCCGACAAGUUCCCUGGUUGCGAGGUCAUCGGAACCGAUAUCUCGCCUAUUCAGCCUUCCUGGGUACCACCAAACUUGAAGUUCGAAAUUGAAGACUGCAACCAAGACUGGACGUUCGCUCCCGAGAGCUUCGACUACGUUCACCUGCGAUAUCUAGUUGGGUGCGUCCCUGACUGGAACCAACUGCUCGAACAAGCCUACAAGGCCCUCAAGCCUGGCGGCUGGGUCGAGACUUAUGAGGCCUCGCCUACUAUUGAAAGCGACGAUGACAGCGUGAAACUCGAUUCUGCUAUGGGCCAGUGGGGGCCUACUUUCAUCAAGGCGUCAAAGGUGAUUGGUAACACGUUUACCGUUGUUGCCGAUGACCUUCAGAGAAAGGGUGUCGAGAAUGCUGGUUUUACUGACAUCCAGCAAUGGAAUUCCAAGCUUCCCCUGAACCCUUUCCCCAAAGACCCUCAUCUAAAAGAGAUUGGUCAAUUUGGAGAGCUCUUUAGCACACAGGACACUGAAGGACUUGUUCUUUUUGUGGCCAACACUUUGGGUUGGAGCCAUGAAGAAGUGCACGUCUACAUCGCCAAGUUCCGAAAGGAGAUUCGGGACAGAAAGAACCAUCACCCAUGGAUCAAGUUGAAGACUGUCUGGGCAAGGAAGCCAAUGAGUGAUUAA
Messenger RNA from Fusarium venenatum, 1068 nucleotides. RefSeq names its product S-adenosyl-L-methionine-dependent methyltransferase. NCBI's taxonomy places the organism in Eukaryota, Fungi, Ascomycota, Sordariomycetes, Hypocreales, Nectriaceae. The record is from RefSeq and is a predicted model, not a curated record. Gene Ontology annotation, molecular function: methyltransferase activity.